Molecule: messenger RNA, 2242 nt
Organism: Punica granatum (pomegranate)
Lineage: Eukaryota; Viridiplantae; Streptophyta; Magnoliopsida; Myrtales; Lythraceae
Source: RefSeq, a predicted model, not a curated record
UUUCCUUUUCCCUGCUGGUUUCUCUUUUCCAGUUCAUUCAUUCACACAUGCUCCCCACCUUCUUCAUUCUCCGAUUCCGGUCACAAGCCAUUUCCGGUAUCCUGAAACCGUUUUCCGGCCAUAUCUGGGAUCAAGCUCCAAUCUAUGACCGCCGGAGAUCUGCUGCAAAGGCACUAGCAUAGCCUCUCUCUGUCUCUUUCUCCCCAGUUGGAGCUGCUCCUCUAUAUCGCAGCUGUCUCGUGUGUGCAUCAUAGAGCUAAAAGUUGACUGGAGCUGAGCUUCUUUUUCUUCUCUCCGUGUCAUCUCUUCUGCAAUCAGUGUCUUCGAGCUGCGUUGAUCAGCUCGAGCUCCAGUUCUGUGAAGUCUGCAGUGAACCCUGUCGUUUGAUCAGCUGGAUCCGUGAUUCUAUCUUCAGUUUCUGUCCGAUUCGAAUCUGGUGUUCUUCGGCGAGGUUCCGAAGCUCAGUUAAGGUUUUCUGGGCAGAUCUUGGGCUGUUGGAGGUCUCCGAUUUGGUCUUGAUUUCACACCGAUCAGCUCAGAGCUGACAAAGGAUUGUGUUGGAGAGUCUUGCGACAGCUCCCUGCUUCGCUCCAGAGAAAAAGCUGCACAUUCUAUUGGCUCUGUUUGGAGAGAAAGAUACCGGUCAACGUUGCUUUUUUGACUCUGACCCCCUUCGAUUUAUCGGAGAUCUCGAAAGCCUUCAUUUUGAUUUCUGAGCGUGGAGGGAAGGGAGAGAAGGGAUGACGUCGGGAACGCGGAUGCCGACAUGGAAGGAGAGGGAGAACAACAAGCGGAGGGAGCGGAGGCGGAGAGCCAUAGCAGCGAAGAUAUUCGCGGGGCUGAGGGCGUACGGUAACUACAAGCUCCCCAAGCACUGUGACAACAAUGAAGUCCUCAAGGCUCUCUGUAACGAGGCUGGUUGGAUCGUCGAACCUGAUGGGACGACUUACCGCAAGGGAUGCAAGCCCACAGAGCGCAAUGAUAUGGCGGGGGGGUCAGCUACAGUGAGCCCAUGCUCGUCUUACCACCCAACCUCCUUUUCCUACAACCCAAGCCCAGGUUCCUCGUCCUUCCCGAGUCCAAUUUCAUCCUCAUAUGCUGCCAAUGGCCAACAAGUGGAUGGAAAUUCCCUCAUCCCAUGGCUCAAGAACCUCUCCUCUGCUUCUUCCUCUGCUUCCUCCUCCAAGUACCCUCAAUUCUAUUUGCCCGGUGGCUCUAUCAGUGCUCCUGUAACACCUCCUCUUAGCUCUCCCAGCUGUCAGAGCCCGCGGGCUAUGCCCAACUGGGAAGAUCAGUCUUCUCGCUUACCCUGGGGAGGGAAGAACAAUCCCUUCCUUCCUUCUUCCACUCCUCCAAGUCCAGGCCGUCAGAUUCUUCCUGAUCCCGAAUGGUUAGCAGGGCUUCGAAUCCCCCAAGCAGGAUCCACUUCUCCCACCUUCAGCCUUGUCUCAUCCAACCCAUUCGUGUCCGGAGGAGAAACCACUAUGGCUGCUGGUAGUGGGUCCCGUGUUUGGACACCAGGGCAGAGUGGGACAUGUUCUCCUGCCAUCAGGGCAGGUUUUGAUCAAACUGCGGAUAUCCCUAUUUCUCAGGUGAUGUCAGACGAGUUUGCAUUUGGAAACAACAAAACUGGGCUGGUGAAGCCAUGGGAAGGCGAGAGAAUCCACGAAGAAUCUGCAUCAGAUGACCUGGAGCUCACUCUUGGCAGCUCAAAGACCAAGGUGAUGUUUGAGCAUUCUGGAUAGGAAUUCCACCCCUUGCUAAUGCAAAAUUACGGAAGGGCAGGGGCUCGAGGUGAGCAUUAAUGAUGCUAUGGUUAUAUUUCCCCUUUUUUUCUAUUCUCGUUCUUCUACUUUCUUUUUUUUCCUCGAGUAGUAGGAUUCAUUGUUUAAGGCGUAAAGGCUAGUUUCACCGCCAUGUCGCCUGUAUUAUUUCUCUUAUAUAUUGACAUAGAGUUUUAGAUCCUCGUGAACAAACCAGGAAAAAAGUACUGGUUGGAUGCCUGUCAAUUCUUUCUCUAUCGGGCACAACAAGAUGUGUAGGCCUUCUGUAAAAUUUUGAUAGUUUAAGCUGUUCAAGUUGCUAUUUAUUUCCUUUGGAGAUCAAUGACUCUUCUUUGCCCAUACGAUGUCGGAAUGUUAGUUUGGAACUUUUCUUGUUGUUAUUGUGCUCUUUGGAGGUGAAUACUUACUUGCUGAUGCAAAGUGGAUUAGUGGAAUUUCUUUGUUUUAAGUUACCUGUA